Leguminivora glycinivorella is the source of this 1305-nucleotide messenger RNA. It is a transcript of the gene mgr, whose product is annotated as prefoldin subunit 3. The record is from RefSeq and is a predicted model, not a curated record. Gene Ontology annotation, molecular function: tubulin binding. Lineage: Eukaryota; Metazoa; Arthropoda; Insecta; Lepidoptera; Tortricidae. The transcript has 4 exons. Gene Ontology annotation, cellular component: prefoldin complex; cytoplasm. The coding region runs from base 172 to 726 and encodes 184 amino acids. Gene Ontology annotation, biological process: tubulin complex assembly; protein folding; microtubule-based process.
UUCGCUCCGUUGUGUCCUCUCCUCACUUGUAGAAAUUAUAAAUUUCCUCGGCGAAUAAGAAAAUGAUUGCGGCAUCUUGUAGUAAAAAGUGUUAUAUGUCUUGAUUUAUACCGUCGAUGCUGCUGUGAUCUUAACGGAUAAUUAUUACAAAAGAUAACAUUUAUAAACAAAAUGGAAGGUGAUGCAGCGGAGUCCGCAAAUGCGAAAUCUUAUUCGGGAAUUCCUGAAGCUGUAUUUGUAGAUAAUGUUGAUGAGUUCAUGAGUUUACCAGAAAACUCUGAAGGAGUAGAUAAAGUAUUACGGAAACUCGACGAACAGCAUGGCAAGUACAAGUUUAUGGAAUACACCCUAGCAACCAAAAGGAGGCGCUUGAGGCAACAAAUCCCUGACCUAGCUAGAUCACUUGAAAUGAUAGAGAAAUUGAAAGCACAGAAAGAAGACAUGGAUACUCAAUUUUUAUUAAGUGACCAAGUUUUUGUUAAGGCUAAUGUACCACCAACUGAGAAGGUAUAUCUCUGGCUUGGAGCUAAUGUGAUGCUGGAGUACUCUUUAGAAGGUGCAGAGAAGUUACUCUCUUCUAACAUGGCCACUGCUAAAAAGAACUUGGCUUGUGUAGAACAUGAUUUGGACUUCUUACGUGAUCAAUGGACAACUACUGAAGUGAAUAUGGCAAGAGUGUACAACUGGGAUGUGAAAAAACGUCAGGCUGCUAAAGCUAGCUCAUAAACUAUACUAACCAUCACUAUAGCAAUUAUUGGAAAGAAGAUAGAUUUAGUCAUAAUAUUUUAUAUGAACUAAUGGAACAAAGUAUCUUUGGCAAGUUAUUAUACUAUGAUUAUUUAAUAUUACCAUGUGUUUUCAUGUCACAAGUUGCCAGAAGAGAUUGCAUUUAAGGGUAUUUUUCUGCACUAAGUGCAAUUACAGAUUUUGCUAGAAUAUGUAUUUAUUCAGCUUCACAUUGAAUAAAUAAACUUUCAAAUGUUCCAGUAACUAUCCAAUUCUGAUACAAUGUUUGAUGUGUUCUAAACUAACAAGUUUUGUUUUUUCCAUAAUGAACUAUGAUGAUACUCUGGUGCUUUUAUUAACUUACUGAAUUUAGUUAUACUAUCCAUUUUCAAAUGUUUGUACUGUGUACAUGAUGUUUAAAGGUAUGUCAACUUUUUACUCUGAGAACCCACUCCAGUUGGCCAGUUCAAUAAAUGUUACUAAAUAUUGCAAAUUUGCAUACAUAUAAUUUUAUUUACAAUACAAAUGUUGUGUUCUUUUCUGUUGUUCACAGGAUUCUAUAAUAAAUGCUUGCUUUUA